Arctia plantaginis is the source of this 1095-nucleotide messenger RNA. The record is from the annotation of a GenBank genome assembly. NCBI's taxonomy places the organism in Eukaryota, Metazoa, Arthropoda, Insecta, Lepidoptera, Erebidae.
AUGACUUCCCUAUUAUUACUAAAGUCUAUGUUGUUUGCUAAUGCUCUCCAAAAGACUAAGAAGAAGAAGAAAAGGAAAAUUAAGAAAAUUCAUCAAAUCAAGAAAAUCAACUUGAGCAUGUGUAGAAUUUGUAAUCAGGAAAGAGGAGACAUUCCUAUAUUUACGAAUUUUGUACAACCAAAUAUUCCUGAAGAAAUACAAAAUUUUUCGGGAGUUAUAUUAAGCAAAUCUGAUAAUUUAUCAAAACACAUGUGUCAAAACUGCUUGAAUCUAUUGAAUGGAUGUAUUAUGUUCAGAGAAAUGUGUCAGCAAACAAAUAAGAAGAUGAUUGAGCUAUCUAUAAAGCAAGAGUAUAACAUAGAUUAUCAAAAGUAUGAAGAGAACAGUGAAAUAAAGGGAGACAGUGAAGACUCAUUUAACAUUCCAUCACCGGCAUUUUCUGAUGACAACUCGGCGUUGUGGAGUUGUUCAUCUUGCAGCAAGGAGUUCCAUGAUAUGCCAUCGUACAACAGCCAUUUAAUCAAGUGUAGUACACAAACACCGGAAGUGCCAAAACCCCCUGAAGAAACAAAGAAAAAGUUUUUAUGUGACAUAUGUGGCAAAACAGCAUGUUCCAAUGCAAGCCUUUUAGUUCAUAUGGGUAUCCAUGAGAAUAUAUUUCCUUUUAAAUGCGACCAGUGUCCAUACCAGGGCAGAACAAUGGAUCUCUUGAAGGUACACAAAAGAUCUCAUAUGGUUGACAAGCCGUUCAAAUGCACACAGUGUCCGAAAGCGACGACGACUUCAAGCAAUCUGGCUAAACACAUGCGGCAUGUCCACAGUACUAAUAGACCAUUUAAGUGUAAUUACUGUGACAAGGCAUUCUCAUAUCAACACGACAUGAAAAGGCACAUAAAAGAUAUACAUCUGAGACAAGGCACAGUUGAAUGUGAUGUUUGUUAUAAGAAAUUUAAUACUAAGAAAAUAUUACAAGGACACAGAUGGAAAAUUCACAAGAUCAAGGGAGAAAGACAAGGUCGUCUGCCAUCUUAUUUGCAGUGCCAGAUGGAGGAACCCAAUGAAAAUAAUAUUAACGACUGUGAUCGCAAUUAUUAG